Molecule: messenger RNA, 1652 nt
Organism: Sipha flava (yellow sugarcane aphid)
Lineage: Eukaryota; Metazoa; Arthropoda; Insecta; Hemiptera; Aphididae
Exons: 2
Coding region: 78-1571 (497 amino acids)
Biological process (GO): regulation of transcription by RNA polymerase II
Cellular component (GO): nucleus
Molecular function (GO): double-stranded DNA binding
Source: RefSeq, a predicted model, not a curated record
UAUCUACUCAGAAUUACAGUUUAGUUUUCGUUGCAACACCGUAUAGCUCGUUAUUCUUACCGAUAGUCACUUACAAAAUGCCAAAAAUUAUUAAUUGUAGUGCUCGUCUUCGCAAUUUUGUAAAAGAAUUUGGUGAAGACAUUUUUUCUUGUGACAAUGCUGUACUUUUUUGCAAAGUAUGUGGUGUUAAAGAAUCUGCCGAAAAAAAAUAUAAUAUUCAACAACAUAUCGCUAGAGGUAAACAUAUCCAGCAGCUAAAUAUUAGAAAUCAACAAGAAAAACCAAAAUCUCAGCUUCUAGUCACAGGUAUGUCAAUGAAGUCAUCAUUCAACGAAGAACUGUGUAAUGUUUUUUUGUCCACAAAUAUCCCUCUCACUAAAUUAAAUAUACCAACAUUUCGCGAUUUUCUGCAUAAACAUACAAAACAAAUUUUUACUGACGAGUCUACGCUUCGAAAAAACUAUAUAGAUCAAUGCUAUACAAAUACUAUUAUUAAAAUUAGAGAUUACGUCAGGAACAAAAAUGUAUGGGUGUCAAUAGAUGAGACUACUGACGUUGAGGAGCGAUAUGUAGCCAAUGUUAUAAUUGGUACAUUGGAAGUAGACAAUCCUGGAAAAAUAUUCCUACUUAACUCAGAGGUGUUAGAAAAAGCCAACCACUCUACUAUAUCUAAAUUAUUUGACAGAUCUCUUUUUAUAUUAUGGCCUGAAGGUAUACUUUAUGACAACGUUUUACUUUUUGUGUCGGAUGCGGCACCAUAUAUGGUAAAAUCAGGAAAAUCUUUACAAGUUCUUUACUCAAAAAUGGUGCAUAUAACUUGUUUGGCACAUGGCCUACACAGAGUGGCAGAACAGAUCAGAAUAAAUUUUCCAGAAAUUAAUAGUUUAAUAUCAAAUAUUAAAAAAGUUUUUUUAAAAGCUCCAUACCGUAUAAAUUUGUUUAAGAAUUUGGCUCCGGGUAUUCCUCUACCUCCAGAACUAAUUAUUGCCCCUCGUUGGGGCACUUGGUUAAAUGCCGUAAACUAUUAUUGUGAACAUUUUCUACAUAUCAAAAAUGUUAUACUUCAAUUGGACUCAGAUGAUGCACUGGCUAUUAAAAACGCUAAAAAAUUAGUCGAAAACCCAGAAAUUGAAAAAAAUUUAAUCUACAUAAAAAGUAAUUUUGGAUUUUUGGCUACUGAAAUUACACGUUUAGAAACAUCUGGGAUGCUAUUAUCAGAAUCCGUGUGUUAUAUAGAAAAGGUUAAACAACAAAUUAAACAAGCUUUGGGAAAAACGGGAGAAACAGUUACAAAAAAACUUGAUGAUGUACUAAACAAAAAUUCGGGAUUUAAAAUUCUUACCAUAAUAUCAAAUAUUCUAAAAGCCGAAAAAGUAUCAAGAGAGGAACUUCCUGAAGACUUAACAUGUGAUGAUUUAAUCCAUUACAAAUUUGCUCCUAUUACAUCUGUUGACGUCGAACGUAGCUUUUCAAAAUACAAGCAUAUAUUGUCCGAUCGUCGUAGAAAAUUUUUAUUUGAAAACUUGAAAAAAAUUUUGAUUGUUCAAUGCAACUCCGAUGAUAUAGAUUAAUAAUUGUGGAAGAAUGAAAACUCGGAGAAGCAGGGUUUUUAAUAAGUUUAUUAUAAUACCUUUUUUUUUUAAAUCAUUUUA